AAGAUAGCUUUCAGAGGUACCAGUCGCUAUUGGACUAGUGCAGAGCCCAGUGGAAGACUGACAGAUGUGUUCAAUAACGUUAUCAUGACAGGUUGCAGCUCCUUCUAUGAUUGCUACAAGUUGCAGAGUGAAGAGAAUAUAGAUUUGCAUCAGACUUACAGUACUUCGCUUCCUACAGCCUCUGAAUGUUCAAACCAUGCUGACUCUUCUCUUUUCUAUGUCCCGUGGUCUACAUAUACAGAUGACAUUAAACAACCCCUUAGUUCUCAGAUUAAUGUAAAGAACAGGAUUCAAGCAGAAAGAAGUGACUAUGGCAGUGAAACAGACUUAUAUGGACUUGUAUCUAACAUCUUGGAAGAACAAGAUAAAUCACAGCCAUAUUUUGCAGAGGGGGCAUGUGCCUCCAGUUUAAAAUCAGUAUGGCCUGUGAACACUAACCGAUUUACAGACCCCCCUGACCUGCUGUCAGAAACAAAGAGACCAGUAGAUGGAGCUAUCCCUCAACAGGCUUUUUAUGGUGGAGAAAAUUUAUCAGUGUUGGACAAACAGUAUCUGCAUGCUGGUAACCUAACUUUGCAACAGAAGGUGGAUGACCUUUACCAUGGGCUCACUAACAUCGACCUUGAAGAGCAAUGGCUGUACCCUUCUCGGAGUGAUCAUGUCAGUAGUUAUACUGAGAAUGCAAAGGCUCCACAGUUUCAAGAUUUUUCCUAUGUGAAAGCAUGUUUUACCCAGCAAACCAGUCUUUCAGAGGCAAUAAAAGAAUCUGGAGGAGAUGCUUUUGCUUAUGGAAGGGAUAAGGUGGGCCCCAAGGGACAAGAUACACAGGUGAACCAAAAAAGAGCUGAGAUAUUUUUGUCACAAUUUAACAGAUAUGGCGAAUGUGCUGAUUAUUGUAGAUACCCAGAGUAUUCCCAUCCAAAUAAAGCAAAGAAUAAUAAAAAUGUAAAUUAUGGUGUCCAAGACAGUAAAAAAUUACCAACUGGAACACCUGAGUUACCAGCCUUAGAAACAGAUAAUUAUAGUAAAUUGUUCCAGAAUAAGCCAGCUGUCCAGAAGAAAAUGGAAGAUGUUUCUUUGGAACAGCAAAAUUUUACAUUUCAAAAAACUUCAGGACUCAUGUCAGAAAAGCAGUUUGUGAAUGAAACUUCUUUUACCACGGACCUUGGUUUAAAAUCAGAUUUUGCCCUAAACUCUCACACAGCUGUCCCAGGGAGUGGUGAUUUUACAAAUGGUGCAGAAAAUUCUGACUAUUUCAAAUCACUGAAUAUUUUAUCAACAAACACAGGAACUACUUCCUCAAGCACAAAUAUAAGGCCAGCAUGGAUCAACAUCCAAACAAAAGUAAAUUCUGUCCCUACUCGGAAUCAAGGCACCUUGAUAAAGUUGAAUAAUAAUUUAUCUGCAGGUUCAAAAGGUUCUAGUCGUUCUUACGAUUUUUCUCAGUUACCAUCGACCAAUGUAAAUUUAAAUAAUAAUUUGUUGCUUCAGAAAUAUUGUCAAGAAACACCCACAGUAUUUUCCAGUUUUGAUUUUAAUGAUGGCAGUGCUACAGAUCGAAUUCAAUCUGCCAGUCAUACAGAAGGACUGAGUAAGGUGGGAGAAGAAAGCCUCUUUGAGUCCAUUAUUGACAAAAAAAUUAAGCCAUCAAAUGGUUUUUUUGAUAACUAUUCACAGCAAUAUGGGAUAAUUGAAAAUGUGAACAAGAACAGUUUUCAAGCUAAGCCACAAAAUGGACAUUAUGAUGCAGAGGAAGGACACAAGACUCUAGAUGGACUGUCACAGAACACUUACCAAGAUUUAAUAGAGUCUCAGGGCCACUUCAGUAGCCACAGGCAAGGAAGUGGUGACAAUAAUAUUGUCAAUAACCGUGUGAAUCGCACUCAGGCGUCAUGCUUUUCAAAUAAUUUCAUGAUGGGAGACUUGAGGCAAAGUCCAAGCAUCUCGCAGCUUGGCUCCAACAGGUUUCCUAUAAAAUCCACCCACCCAUUUGGACACUCUGUCAUUCCUCUGAUGGAUUCCUAUGAUUUGUUCUCCUACGAUGACUUAAGCCACUUGUAUCCUUAUUUUAACGAUAUGAUGUAUGGAGACCACUCUUUCACAGGCUUCAUGCCAACAUUUGGAUUCCAAAGACCAAUGAAAACUAGGAGUGGACCAGCCAGUGAACUUCAUAUUAGGUUGGAAGAAUGUUAUGAACAAUGGAGAGCUUUGGAAAAAGAACGUAAAAAGACUGAGUCAGCUCUUGCCAAGAUUUACCCAGGGAAGAAGGUGUCCAGUACUAAUAAUACUCAGAUUCCCAGACUGACAUCAAAUCCAUCCAGAGUUGAUCGUUUAAUUGUUGAUCAGUUGCGAGAACAAGCCAGAGUUGUGACUUUGCUAGGAAAAAUGGAACGUCUUCGAAGUUCUCCCCUCCAUGCUAAUAUAUCUACUGCUCUUGAUAAACUCCUGGAAGCAAUUCACAUUGUGCAGUCCCGUAGAAAGGAUGAAAUUGUUAAUGCUUCACAUCGGCAGAGACACGGAGCUCCACGAUGCCAAGAUGACAGAGAUGUUUUUGCUCUUGCACUGGCUGUUAAAGAGAUGUGCACAGCAACACGCAAAGCACGCACUAUUCUGUGGUGUGCUCUUCAGAUGUCCUUGCCAAAAACAGCCCCUCCAUCCGGACCAAUGGAGAUGGAUAAAGCUUUUCAAGAGAUAAUCCAUCCAGAAGAUAAGAUGUAUGAACAACUUAAUAGUGGCCAUCCUGCGAUCCAGAGAGGAGAAACCAAAAAACAUUGA
Molecule: messenger RNA, 2775 nt
Organism: Euleptes europaea (tarantolino)
Lineage: Eukaryota; Metazoa; Chordata; Lepidosauria; Squamata; Sphaerodactylidae
Gene: MEIOC
Product: meiosis specific with coiled-coil domain
Exons: 7
Coding region: 85-2775 (896 amino acids)
Biological process (GO): female meiosis I; male meiosis I; meiotic cell cycle
Cellular component (GO): cytoplasm; nucleus
Source: RefSeq, a predicted model, not a curated record